CCAGGGCGAACAAGCAGAGCCAUCAGCUGAUGCAGCCGCCGCCCAGGGCGACCAAGCAGAGCCAUUAGCAGAUGCAGCCGCCGCCCAGGGCGACCACGCAGAGUCAUCAGCAGAUGCAGCUGCACCCCAGGCUGAUCAAGCAGAGCCAUCAGCUGAUGCAGCUGCAGCCCAGGCUGACCAAGCAGAGCCAUCAGCAGAUGCAGCCGCCGCCCAGGGCGACCAAGCAGAGCCAUCAGCAGAUGCAGCCGCCGCCCAGGGCGACCAAGCAGAGCCGUCAGCAGAUGCAGCUGCAUCCCAGGCUGAUCAAGCAGAGCCAUCAGCUGAUGCAGCUGCAUCAGCAGAUGCAGCCGCCACCCAGGGCGACCAAGCGCAGCCAUCAGCAGAUGCAGAUGCAGCCCAGGCUGACCAAGCAGAUUCAUCAGCUGCAGCUUCACCACACAGCGAUGGCGCGGAGCCUAGGUCUCCACAGGCAGACUCCUCACCCGCCAAGUCCACCAAGACUUCAGCGCCGAACCGGGCUGCUGGUGCUCGGAAUGUCCAGAGAUCCCGGAGCGCGCCAGCAAAAGGAGCAGCCAUUCCAGGCGCCUACAAAGCCACUAUUGAUCUGCCGCCCAAGUGGACAAUGCGAGGAAGGACCACCUUUGGCUCUCCAUUCAAGAGUGGCCGACAAGCGGAGGAGGGUGGCAUGGCUGGAGAUAUGAGCUCCAAGUACAACGAGAUUAGACCCCGGGCGCCAGCAUAUUCCAUGAUUCCCAGGUCCUCCGGCAUAACAAAGCCACCUGACCAGCCUGGGCCAGGACAUUAUGCACAGCCCAGCACGUUGUAUGGCUCACACCCUCAGCUGCCAGUGCCAGGCAGAGUCUGCAAGUCCACCCAGAGAAGAACUGGCCCAACGGACCAGCUCGGAGAAAUGAAAAACAACCCCAGCCCACACGACUACAACACAGUUUGCUCCGGGGCAAACUCAGGUCACAAGUUUGGGCGGGCAGAUCAAGCAUCCGCGCCCAAGUACACCAUGCGAGAGAAGGUGUCCUUUGGAUCUCAAUUUAAGGAUUCUUCAAAGGCAGACGAGGGUGGCAUGGCUGGAGAUAUGAGCUCCAAGUACAACGAGAUUAGACCCCGGGCGCCAGCAUAUUCCAUGAUUCCCAGGUCCUCCGGCAUAACCAAGCCACCUGACCAGCCUGGGCCAGGACAGUAUGCACAGCCCAGCACGUUGUAUGGCUCACACCCUCAGUUGCCAGUGCCAGGCAGAGUCUGCAAGUCCACCCAGAGAAGAACUGGCCCAACGGACCAGCUCGGAGAAAUGAAAAACAACCCCAGCCCGCACGACUACAACACAGUUUGCUCCGGGCCAAACUCGGGUCACAAGUUUGGGCGGGCAGAUCAAGCAUCCGCGCCCAAGUACACCAUGCGAGAGAAGGUGUCCUUUGGAUCUCAAUUUAAGGAUUCUUCAAAGGCAGACGAGGGUGGCAUGGCUGGAGAUAUGAGCUCCAAGUACAACGAGAUUAGACCCCGGGCGCCAGCAUAUUCCAUGAUUCCCAGGUCCUCCGGCAUAACCAAGCCACCUGACCAGCCUGGGCCAGGACAGUAUGCACAGCCCAGCACGUUGUAUGGCUCACACCCUCAGUUGCCAGUGCCAGGCAGAGUCUGCAAGUCCACCCAGAGAAGAACUGGCCCAACGGACCAGCUCGGAGAAAUGAAAAACAACCCCAGCCCACACGACUACAACACAGUUUGCUCCGGGGCAAACUCAGGUCACAAGUUUGGGCGGGCAGAUCAAGCAUCCGCGCCCAAGUACACCAUGCGAGAGAAGGUGUCCUUUGGAUCUCAAUUUAAGGAUUCUUCAAAGGCAGACGAGGGUGGCAUGGCUGGAGAUAUGAGCUCCAAGUACAACGAGAUUAGACCCCGGGCGCCAGCAUAUUCCAUGAUUCCCAGGUCCUCCGGCAUAACCAAGCCACCUGACCAGCCUGGGCCAGGACAUUAUGCACAGCCCAGCACGUUGUAUGGCUCACACCCUCAGCUGCCAGUGCCAGGCAGAGUCUGCAAGUCCACCCAGAGAAGAACUGGCCCAACAGACCAGCUCGGAGAAAUGAAAAACAACCCCAGCCCACACGACUACUACACUUGAGCAACCCCAAAGCCCAAUUCAGCUCCGUUUGAGCUUGGCAUCCCGCGCUGGAAAGGAAAGGCAACCCCUACCGCGAGUCCGACCCGUUAACGACGGUCUUCGGCCGGGCACCGGCCGUUGAAGAGCGAAAGCUC
Molecule: messenger RNA, 2262 nt
Organism: Effrenium voratum
Lineage: Eukaryota; Dinophyceae; Suessiales; Symbiodiniaceae
Source: the annotation of a GenBank genome assembly